This is a messenger RNA of Gossypium raimondii (Peruvian cotton), 1289 nucleotides long. Its product is annotated as COP9 signalosome complex subunit 6a. The transcript is spliced from 9 exons. The record is from RefSeq and is a predicted model, not a curated record. NCBI's taxonomy places the organism in Eukaryota, Viridiplantae, Streptophyta, Magnoliopsida, Malvales, Malvaceae. Gene Ontology annotation, molecular function: metallopeptidase activity; protein binding. Bases 115 to 1062 code for a protein of 315 amino acids. Gene Ontology annotation, biological process: protein deneddylation. Gene Ontology annotation, cellular component: COP9 signalosome.
UUAAAACGCAGAGUAACCAAAGCAAAGAGAAAGCAAGCAAGGCAAAAGGGAAGGAAAAUCAAGCAAAAGCAUCGAGUAGGAGCGGUAAACAAAAAAAAAUUGGAAAUCAAAAGAAUGGCGUCAUCGUCGAGCAGCGGUCUAACCUUCAAGCUUCAUCCGCUGGUAAUCGUGAACAUAUCGGAUCACUACACUCGUGUCAAGUCCCAGUUGAACCCUCCUCCGCUCACCUCCACCUCCGCCACCGUCAAUGGCGUCGAAAACCAGCAGCAAGCUCCUCGAGUCUAUGGAUGUGUCAUAGGCGUCCAGAGGGGCCGCACCGUCGAGAUCUUCAACAGCUUCGAGCUUCUCUACGAUCCCUCCACCCACUCCCUUGACCGCCCCUUCCUCAAGAAGAAACAGGAGCUUUAUAAGAAGGUUUUCCCCCAUUUUUAUAUACUUGGAUGGUACUCCACUGGGAGCGAUGCCCAGGAAUCCGAUAUGCACAUUCAUAGAGCCUUGAUGGAUAUUAAUGAAAGUCCUCUCUAUGUGCUUCUCAAUCCUGCAAUCAAUCCCACGCAAAAAGAUCUUCCAGUCACCAUUUAUGAAAGUGAGCUGCACGUUAUAGAUGGGAUUCCGCAGCUUAUUUUUGUCCGUUCGAGCUACACAAUUGAGACUGUUGAAGCUGAGAGGAUCUCUGUGGAUCAUGUUGCCCAUCUAAAGCCAUCUGAUGGAGGUUCAGCAGCAACUCAAUUGGCUGCUCAUCUUACUGGUAUACAUAGUGCCAUCAAGAUGUUGAAUAGCAGAAUUAGGGUACUUCAUCACUAUCUUGUUGGGAUGCAAAAAGGUGAUAUUCCUUGCGAAAAUUCACUAUUAAGGCAAGUAUCAAGUCUCCUCAGAAGGUUACCUGCCAUUGAAUCAGAAAAAUUUCAGGAUGACUUUCUGAUGGAAUACAACGACACAUUAUUGAUUACUUAUCUUGCAAUGUUCACUAACUGCUCAAGCACAAUGAAUGAGCUAGUCGACAAAUUCAACACUGCUUAUGAUAGGCAUAGUCGAAGGGGUGGACGGACUGCUUUCAUUUGAAUGUGGGUAUUGUUUAUUAGUAAGUUAGAUUUUUGUUGGGGAGAAUGGUGAUGCUGUUUGUGUUUGCAGUGUUUCAAAGCUUCUUAAAUAAGGUAAUAUGAUUUGAAGUACUAAUAUGGUAUUAAUAGGGAUAUUUAAACUUCCUAGAGAUGACUGUAAGUGGUGCCUGGCCUUACCUUGCCUGCAUAUUUCGUCAUUUAUAGACAAAAAACUACAGUCGCCUCAAA